Molecule: messenger RNA, 3505 nt
Organism: Aptenodytes forsteri (emperor penguin)
Lineage: Eukaryota; Metazoa; Chordata; Aves; Sphenisciformes; Spheniscidae
Gene: GNE
Product: glucosamine (UDP-N-acetyl)-2-epimerase/N-acetylmannosamine kinase
Exons: 13
Coding region: 320-2488 (722 amino acids)
Biological process (GO): UDP-N-acetylglucosamine metabolic process
Molecular function (GO): hydrolase activity, hydrolyzing O-glycosyl compounds; UDP-N-acetylglucosamine 2-epimerase activity; N-acylmannosamine kinase activity
Source: RefSeq, a predicted model, not a curated record
CCUGCGCGGUGGUACGUGGCCCGGUCUGUCGUGGAGGUCAGCGGGAACGGCCUUGCCAAGGCGUGUGUGCGUACUUCCUAUUUUAGGAGAUGGUAUUUUCUGGAUUUGGAUUGAAGGGUUCUAGAAUUUUAGACUCUGCUUGAAGAUCAAGGAGGACAGAAAACUAUUCUGCUCCUCAAAAGCCUGCUUUGCGUAAAUGAAAAGAUAACUGCUUUGUGAGAAGGGAAGUGGUGGUUCUAGCUCAGGCAGGUAACUUGGAGUAAGCAGACUUUGGGAAGUGUAUUUCAAGAAUCUUUCAAAACAGAAACAAAAGGAAGUCAUGGAGAAGAAUGGAAACAACCACAAACUUCGUGUUUGUGUUGCUACUUGCAACCGUGCUGAUUAUUCAAAAUUAGCUCCCAUUAUGUUUGGUAUUAAGGCAGAACCACAGUUCUUUGAGCUUGAUGUCGUAGUGCUUGGUUCCCACCUGAUUGAUGAUUACGGUAAUACCUAUCGUAUGAUUGAACAAGAUGACUUCGAUAUUCAUACAAGAUUGCACACCAUUGUGAGAGGAGAGGAUGAGGCAGCUAUGGUGGAGUCAGUGGGCCUUGCAUUAGUCAAGUUACCAGAUGUCCUGAACCGCCUGAAACCUGACAUAAUGAUAGUUCACGGGGACAGAUUUGAUGCUUUGGCCCUGGCCACAUCUGCAGCCCUGAUGAAUAUUCGCAUUCUUCACAUUGAAGGUGGGGAAGUCAGUGGGACCAUUGAUGACUCUAUCAGACAUGCUAUAACCAAACUGGCCCAUUACCACGUGUGCUGCACAAGGAGUGCAGAGCAGCAUUUGAUAGCCAUGUGUGAAGACCAUGACCGCAUCCUUUUAGCAGGCUGUCCCUCAUAUGACAAGCUUCUCUCUGCCAAAAAUAAGGACUUCAUGAGUAUUAUAUGCAUGUGGCUAGGUGAUGAUGUCAAAACCAGAGAUUAUAUAGUUGCUCUGCAACAUCCUGUAACCACAGAUAUUAAACAUUCCAUAAAGAUGUUUGAGCUGACACUAGAUGCGCUCAUCUCCUUCAACAAGAGAACACUUGUUCUAUUCCCUAAUGUGGAUGCAGGAAGCAAAGAGAUGGUUCGGGUGAUGAGGAAGAAGGGCAUUGAACAUCAUCCCAAUUUUCGGGCAGUAAAGCAUGUUCCAUUUGACCAGUUCAUUCAGCUAGUUGCUCAUGCUGGUUGUAUGAUUGGUAACAGCAGUUGUGGUGUCAGAGAGGUGGGAGCAUUUGGUACACCUGUCAUCAACUUGGGGACACGUCAGACAGGAAGAGAAACAGGUGAAAAUGUUCUUCAUGUUCGUGAUGCUGAUACGCAGGAUAAGAUUCUGCAUGCUCUACAGCUGCAGUUUGGUAAACAGUAUCCAUGCUCAAAAAUAUACGGAGAUGGUAAUGCUGUUCCAAGGAUUUUGAAGUUCCUCAAAUCUAUUGACCUCAAAGAGCCAUUGCAAAAGAAAUUCUGUUUUCCUCCUGUCAAAGAUAAUAUAUCUCAAGAUAUUGACCAUAUUCUAGAGACACAGAGUGCUUUGGCUGUGGAUCUAGGUGGAACAAAUCUCCGAGUAGCAAUUGUCAGUAUGAAGGGUGAAAUAGUUAAGAAGUAUACCCAGCUCAACCCUAAAACUUACGAAGACAGACUAGAAUUAAUUCUAAAGAUGUGUGUAGAGGCUGCAUCGGAGGCAGUAAAUGUGAACUGCAGAAUUUUGGGAGUAGGUAUUUCCACAGGGGGACGGGUAAACCCCCGAGAAGGAAUUGUGCUUCACUCUACAAAACUCAUUCAGGAGUGGAGCUCUGUGGAUCUCAGAACUCCAGUAUCUGAUGCUCUGCACCUGCCAGUCUGGGUGGACAAUGAUGGAAACUGUGCUGCUCUAGCAGAGAGGAAAUUUGGUCAUGGAAAAGGAAUAGAAAAUUUUGUAACACUCAUUACUGGUACAGGAAUCGGAGGUGGAAUCGUUCAUCAACACGAAUUGAUCCAUGGCAGUUCUUUUUGUGCUGCUGAGCUUGGGCAUAUUGUUGUAUCUUUAGAUGGACCAGAGUGCCUGUGUGGUAGCCAAGGAUGUAUUGAAGCAUAUGCCUCUGGAAUAGCAUUACAGAGAGAAGCUAAGAAACUGCAUGAUGAGGAUCUGCUUUUAGUAGAAGGAAUGUCAAUGAAGAAGGAGGAGGUUGUUAGUGCUGCACAUCUCAUUCAAGCGGCUAAACUUGGGAACACAAAAGCAGACAGCAUUCUCAGAACAGCUGGGACAGCAUUAGGUCUUGGAGUUGUGAACAUUCUGCACACCAUGAACCCCUCUCUUGUGAUCCUUUCUGGAGUUCUAGCUAGCCACUAUGUUAAUGCUGUCAAAGAUGUGAUAAAUCGACAGGCUCUGUCCUCUGUUAAAACUGUGGAUGUGGUGGUCUCAAAUCUAGCAGAUCCUGCUCUUCUUGGAGCUGCUAGCCUGGUACUGGAUUAUACUACACGUAGAAUAUACUAGGUACCUGGAAGAAUUAUAGAAAUGGACUAUUCAGAUUCCUAAUGGGUGGAGGGAAUACUUUGCCCAAAAUUUUUCUUUGAUGAGAGCAGCUACUGAAUCAGAGUAGUGUUCUGAAUUGUUAGUGACUACUUCAGCAUUUCAUAAUUGAGGUAUUAUCUUUUUGUAUUUUUCCUAAAUUUCAUCUGACUUCAUAGGAACUAAUGUGCAAUUCUGUUGUUUUUAAUCACCUCUUGUAAACCUGUAUGUUGCUUUAAGUGCAGCUGAAUUAUUUAUGAGCAUAUCUUCAUGUAAGGUGGGGAAUAUGGGUAUGGUGUGUCAAAUUAGAGCUAACAUUUGGGGAUCCAUAUCUCAUUUCCCACCUAUGUGAAAUGAGAAGCCUACAAUGUGACCAGCUUUUCAGUUUUCAGGCUUCCACCCACAAUGUAAGUAUGAUGUAAUCACCAAUAGCAGGUAGUAAUUUCAGUGGGUGGAAACGAGGGAAGCUGCCUCUACAAUCAAAAAGGCUGCACCUAGAAGUUGUGGUUCAUGAAGGACUUGGUGGAGGCAGUUACUUAUUACAUCAUCUUUAGAGGGCAGAGUCCCAUUUUAGAAGCUUUGCAUACGAAGGAAAAAGAUCAUGGUCUUUUCAAGAUCUCGGAGCUUACAGCCUGCAGAGCAGUCCAAACAAACUGACAAGUGUAGCAGUGAGCAUCUUUGUCUUCUGGCUAUGGCCAAUAGUAAAUUGUUUCAAUUUUAUUGUUUGGGGUUUUCUCAAGGGACUUCAUCUACUACUUUGUCUGCCAAAUCAGCAGAGAGGGGACUGUUUAUUCUUUGGUAGCCAGUUAGCUGAAAUUCAGCUAUAUGUGAUGCAUAAAGACUCUACCUUUCAAGAAAUCUCUUCCACUGCAGAGUGACAUAGUGCAUCUCCCCAGCAGUUCUGGUGGCUGCAGGUACACUGUUCUUUUCCUGCAUUCACCAUCAGCUUGCAGGAUGAAGAGUCAAAUCUGAGCCUCAUCCUCAUCUUCAAGACAUUCAGAA